Dissoconium aciculare CBS 342.82 is the source of this 1934-nucleotide messenger RNA. RefSeq lists its product as uncharacterized. The transcript has 3 exons. The record is from RefSeq and is a predicted model, not a curated record. Bases 245 to 1669 code for a protein of 474 amino acids. Lineage: Eukaryota; Fungi; Ascomycota; Dothideomycetes; Mycosphaerellales; Dissoconiaceae.
ACUUUGUACAUAAUUUGUACCUGUCACAGUGCUGAUCGGUGUGACGAAGAAACGAUUGUCAUGUCUCGCGCUCUGAAGGAAUGUCGCAUUCCUCCCAGAGCUGGUUUCCCGAAUCUCGCAAUAUUGCAUUAAUAUUAUACAUCUGUCAACACCACGGUCACCAGCGCACAAUUUUCACCACCACGCAACAUCCUCAACGUGAUAUGCGCCGAUAGUGAUACCUACUCUGCUUCGAUUCUACAACAUGGAGCAACUACUGAAGAAUUUUCCUCACCGCAUCAGCAGCGAGCAAAAAGUCAAGCCCAAGUCGAACUAUGCGCCAUGCGCGCAGAAGCCGCUUGGACGUCGCCCCAAGGUGUUGGACACCCGCAAGAUAGAAAUACCUGUACAUGGCCACCAAGGUCUAGCAAACGAACCAUAUUUGCACGAGUCCCGCCAUGUUCCAGUCACUCAAACUUAUCUACAAGCACUCCGCCAGUCUCUCGACGAGAUCCACGCCUGCAUCACUGCUGCUAUAAUGAGUCCGCGAGAGUCUGAUAAUCCUGGUCAAGAGACAUACACCACGACAGCGCACAUACGAAACGCCGUCCGCCACGUCUCCCUGCUGAUCCCCGCCCUCGCCCGUCUGUCAUCGUACCCUCACCUCUUCCCCGACAGGGCCGCCUCGCAGGCAUUCUGGCGAAUCGUACACACUCAUCUCCGCGCUCUAGCCCUCCAGGUUGCCGCAUACAAGACCUUGACGGAAUCAUGGCGCCUGUUCGCUGCCUCCGACGACAACGCCGACGUGUUUGAAAACAACCUCGUUAAUCCCCCGCAACCUUCUCCCCAGAACCCCAAGGUGUCGAUAACGCCAUGGCGGUCAUGGCUCCAGUUCUCCUCGAUUGAGACAUACCUACAGAAAACAGAUCAACCGUUUGAUCCGCUCAUUGUCUCUCGGACUUGGCAGCCGUACUUUAAUCGGAUGGAUGAGAUGCGUCGCGAGGGGUAUGUUCCUCUCGGUAUGCAGAUCAUGCCGAUGCAGGGCAUCUUGUUGGCGGAGUAUUGGCGAUUAGGGAUGGAGAAGAUGGUGGAUGCGAUUACUGAAGUUUCGACUAAUGCGGAUGUGGCUGCUCUGUUUCGGCCCGACUUUGACAAUUUCCUCAACACAAUCGAGCCCGUAUCCAUGACACCUCCCACUCUCUCCGUACCAAUACCAACCGAUACCUCCGUCCCUCUCCCAGAGCUCGCGAACCAACACCACGAUAGCCAUCUCAUCUGGGUCACCGGUCCAGCGACCAUUAUGCCGACUAACGUCAUACGCGGCGCCUACAACCCCGGCGCGGAUGCAGCACGUCUAUACGCCGGCCUUGGGACAAGAAGUACGAUUUCCCGCCGGAGCAACAGUCGGCUGGUUCGGAUGCUGAUGAGGAAGAUGACACCGGAGGAGAGAAUGCGAGAGCAGGCUUUUCUCAGGGCAGCGGAGAGGCUGGCUUAUCUGAAAUUCCUCGAAGAGAGCAGGAGGGAGAGGGAGAUGAUCUUGAAGCAGAUAGACGAGAAGAACAGGGCUUUGAACGCAGAAAAUGCUGCGGAUGCGCAAGAGGUAGCUGGCGAUGGUGGCGGAGAUGAUGAGAUGAAGGAGGACGGACAGGAGCAUGGAGAGAACGGUGAGGUACAGGUGAUGGAUGCUUAGAAAAUUGCUCGUUCUUCCUGCCCUCGAUUAAUACUCUGAUGCUGAUCAUUACAUCGGCCGCACUAUUGUUCCAUGUUAUCCGGCAAGACAGCUCGAUCGUGAUGUUCGCUCAUCGCACCAAUGGUCUGUUUCUGAAAUUGAUAUCUUCAUCAUCGUCAUCUAUUCCCUCCUGAACGAUGCUAUUUUUCAACCAAAAUCCAGGCGUUUCUCGCUCCCAUGCCACUCUCCUUGAUUCUUCCUGCUUCCCGCCACCUAGCUCAAAGUU